AUGCCAGCGGGCGGCGAGGAAUUCUCUAUCGAUUGCCCUAUCGCGGCAGCGACUGAUCUUGAUAUGGGCACGUCUCUGGGACUCCAACCGCCUAUAUCUCACGUCGAUGAAGAGACACUAUUAUGGAUAAAGCGGAAGCUGGAGUCGUGUGUAUCGCACAACCACUUUAACCCAAACAAAACCUUUAUUCCCGAUCGACUCAUUGAUGUAAGAGGAAAUCAGCUGAGCCUAGUCCUUACCAAGGACUUUCAGGCCCGAGACGCUGAAAGCCAUCGUUACAUUGCCCUUACUUACUGCUGGGGCCCAGAGCCUCACGCAAGCAAACAGCUCAAGACAACCACCUUCAAUAUAUCCCAGCAUCAGCAGCAAAUCCCAGAAACCUUUUUACCUCAAGUCAUCAAGGACGCCAUCACUAUAACCAGGGCGUUGUCGGUCCCAUUUCUUUGGGUCGAUGCCUUAUGCAUUCUCCAAGAUGAUGUAUCUGACUGGGAACAUCAAUGUCGCAUGAUGGAACAAAUCUAUGGAAAUGCCUACACGGCAGUUGCAGCUGUUUCCUCUCAAAACUGCGAGGAAGGAUUUGUCGUCAAGACAAAUAGAAUCCUCUUUCCUUUCAGAGAUGAGUCUGGUCACAACCGUGUCUUUGGCAUAUACCCUCCUCCCUACCAAGCCGACACGCAACACGAAGUGCGCCACAGCCCUUGGUUUAAGAGAGGCUGGACGUUCCAGGAACGCAUCGCAUCAACUCGCAUCCUCAUGUUUUCAGAACGCAACCUUCAUUUCAAAUGCAAAUACUUUGACGAAUCGAUGGGAAGGGAGAGAACUACAUCUGAAAUCAAUUAUGGCAUACUCGACCGUGUGACAAUCGAUUCGGGCAGUACAGUGGCCAUCUAUCAAGAAUGGAACAAAAUUAUCGCUCAAAUCGACCCCGAGUACCAUCAGUUUACCCGGGAAACAGAUUUCCUUCCUUCAAUUGCUGGUAUCGCUUUGCUAUUCAGUAAAAGAUUGAACGAUGACUACGCAGCUGGAUACAAGCCUUGGUUUGGAAACCUACUGAAGCGACUGAAAACUCCUUCUCCAUACAUUGCACCUUCUUGGAGCUGGGCUAGUCGACGCGAAACGUUCUGGUUCCAUCUAUACCGUUCGGAACUCUUAGCCAAUUGUCGACCAGAGUUCGAUAGCCUAGAAAUAGCUGUCACCUUGCGGGGCGAGUCAGUCUUUGGCGAAGUAAGAGAUGCGGCGCUUGAUAUUACCACAAAAGUAUACGCGGGGUCGCGGAGGAUAACAUAUCACGAAGUUUCUCCACAUUCGUCUUCGAAAAGCGCUGUUCAAAUUGAUGGGCGAUACUUUGCAGAGAUUGAGCCUGAUUGCACUGAUCUAGCAAGGUCCGAGUCAACUGUGAUGCUCAUUGGCCUUUUACUGAUAAGUAGUACCAUUCGACGCUAUGAAGAUGCAGAGGUCUCUUCAUUGAGAUAUUCUGACAAGUCUGAGACUCUUGGCGACGAGGAAGAUGCUGGGUCCGACUUUGAGUCGUUGAGCGCUUCCACUAACGGUAAGGCUGGUAUAAGGCUUGCUUGCGGAACGCGUGUCAAGUAUCUAUUCAAGACAUUAAUGAAUGAAGGCAAGAAGAUGGUUCACGAUAUCCCAGGCGCCGAGUCUGACUUUCCCCAGCGAUGCCCUCCAAAAACAACUCCUAGCAAAAAGCCAUCGGAGCAUGUGUUUGACGCGAACGGCGAUACCCGGAUCAUUCUUAGCACAUACAUGGCCCAGACCUUUGAAUGGGAGAUAGAUAAAGUGCGGAUAAAGCAAGAAAUGCCUACAAAGGUAUACUACAAGGAAAAGAAGCAGGAAAAGAAGGAAGGGAAGAGAGCAGAGUCUCUCAUUACAACCUCAACAUCGUUAGGAGGCACUACGAACAGAACUCCCAUAGACUGGGGUACGACCGAUUUCUCAACCUUGAGUAACGUACGGUACUCUCGUGUAGAAUUUUCCGAUGACGACGAUACGGAUCUGGGUUGUACUGUCCCUGGAACGAACCGAGACAGCACAAGUAUAAUACAAGAUUGGAACUAUGGAGAAAAAUGCGCACGGUCCCUGAAGAAGAUAGAUUUUCGAUUACUGGUCUCAGGAAAGCACUUAGAGCUGGCUUCGUCUGUCUUCAAAAAAAUGCUUACCGGUCCUUUCGCAGAGGGAAAGGCCGAUGUAUCAGGUUUUCGUCUGAUAAAGACGAGCGAUUGGGAUCCUGAAGCUUUCAAGAUUACCCUGACUAUCAUUCAUGGGUACAAUCGAGAUGUCCCAAGGUCACUGAGCCUUGAAAUGCUUGUCAAGGUUGCCAUGAUCAUUAACUAUUACGAUUGCCUUGAGAGCGUUGAGCCAUACACAGAUAUUUGGCUCGAAGCCUUGAGAUCGGAGUUGCCGACGGUUUAUGGGCGAGAGUGCAUUCUGUGCCUCUUCAUAUCAUGGGCUUUCGCAAAACCAGUUGGGUUUCAAAAUAUGACUGAACUGGCAUUGAGGCAUAGUCAGAAGUUAAUAGAAGUUGAGGACUUCCCAAUUCCAGCCAAGAUCCUUGAAGCGAUCGACAUAGCACGUCAAAGCGCUCUCGCUGAAAUCUUCUCAGCAAUCUACGAGCUCCUUGAUCGUCUGCAAGAAGAACAAGAGUGUUCCUUUGAGUGCUCAUCUAUGCUCCUGGGUAUCCUAACGAGGGAACUCAGCAAACAUGAGAUUCUGCACCCUCGGAACGCCCCGCCGUUCAAUGGUUUUAGUAUUGAAGAAAGCGAUCUGCGUGCGUUCGACCUACAGGACUUUCAGGAUAAGAAGAUUUAUACCUGUAGCUGA
This is a messenger RNA of Fusarium tjaetaba, 2832 nucleotides long. RefSeq lists its product as uncharacterized. The record is from RefSeq and is a predicted model, not a curated record. Bases 1 to 2832 code for a protein of 943 amino acids. NCBI's taxonomy places the organism in Eukaryota, Fungi, Ascomycota, Sordariomycetes, Hypocreales, Nectriaceae. The transcript has 6 exons.